Exophiala oligosperma is the source of this 2250-nucleotide messenger RNA. RefSeq lists its product as uncharacterized. The transcript has 2 exons. The coding region runs from base 717 to 1463 and encodes 248 amino acids. The record is from RefSeq and is a predicted model, not a curated record. Gene Ontology annotation, molecular function: DNA-binding transcription factor activity. Gene Ontology annotation, biological process: regulation of DNA-templated transcription. NCBI's taxonomy places the organism in Eukaryota, Fungi, Ascomycota, Eurotiomycetes, Chaetothyriales, Herpotrichiellaceae.
CUCUACCUCAACCAUCACCAACAUCAAGAACAACGACAAGGAAUUCAUCAGUAAUGGAGUCCUUCUGACCUCGCUCGUCGCCACUUCUAUCAAGCCUAGGCAAGAUAGAGUCUGUCACCACCCCACGGUUACUCAACUCUCAACUCUCAACUCACCCCUCCCAGUCCACUCGUCCACCCGGACCUGUGAACAAACGAGACUUCGUCGUCGCCCCCAGCGCCCCGGACUCUUCACCCACCGCAACCAUUAACGCGUUGGAUUUCACAUCCUUCACCACGGCUCACCAGCAACCAUGGCGUCUUUCAACCCAAGCACCAUCGACUGCAUCGUCGCAGAACAAUAUCCAACACAGCUUCAACCAGGACUUUCAGCUAUUCGACGUCCCCGAGACUUCGCAAGUCCCUCCGACAGCCUCGCGUGCGCAGGCGACAUUGAGUAUAGCCCCUAAUCACUCGAGACCACUGCAGACCAGGCAUCUCUCCCUUUCCAACCGAGUGUCUCCAACAACCCAGUCUUCUCUGUCCCAGUUCUCAGGCAAUACCAAUCAUCGGUCCUUUUCCAGUCCAUCUUUGCAUAAACGACUAUCUGCACAGCAUUUGCGUCAGCUUGCUCAUUCGCAAUCUCUCUCGCACUCGCGCCCACCUGUUCCACUAUUCAACGCACCCGCGCCCAAUCAACGUCAGUCUCGACCUACUGUGACCAUCCCACAAGGCUUCAUGUCUAGUGCUUUUGACCAGAUGUAUCUCCCGGGAGGUGAUUUGCUCGCCUCCCAGGACGACUUCUUCAACAUUGGCGCCAGCUACUCGGCCAACACGGAUUUCAAUGCGUCCAGCACCGCCACUGCGAGUGGCACCGUCUCCCCGUCUGAAUUGUUCAGGGAUGACUACACAAUGUCUGCUCCACCUUCUACCGCUUUCCCCAACUUCAGCACUCCGGAAUCUGGCUAUCUCGAGUCUCCUGCUAUGCCUAGCAGUGGAUUGAACACCUCCCCUCUUGAGGAUGGUCUUCUUGACAGCCAGCUCAACUACUCCGAGCUUGAAGGCAUGGCUCCACUCUUCCCCCAGGAUGAGUUUGAUCAAUUUGCCCAGCAACCUGUUCCCACCGCCGAGCAACUGAACGCAAGUUUUGCGUCGGUCAACUCCAAGCCAGCUAAGCAAGCCGAGCCGGUUGCGCCCAUGGUUCGACAGAAGUCUUCUCCCGGUCGACCACCGUCUCAGCCAUUGAUUCAUGGCCGGAAGUUGUCCGAUACCGUUGGUAUCAACAAGUCGAAGAUGCGCAAAACCUUGCCCGAAAUCACCAUUGACAGUGAGGACGACAAGGAAACUGCCAAGCGGAAGAAGAACACUGCUGCCGCCCGAAAGUCUCGGCAGAGGAAGCAAGAGCAUACUGAACUUCUCACCACUGAGAUCCAACGCCUGCGGGCAAUGGUUCUCCGACUUGGUGGAGAUCCUGACGCUGAUUGAAUGAAUAUGGACUCCAGAGGCAAUCUUGUGCAACUGCCUCUUUUGACGUCGGACACCCCGUUCCUCGUCUCAUUUGAUUGCAAUGCAAUUGGAGCAAUUCCAUUUGCAGAUCCUCUUUAUGCAUCCUUGGAUCAACACUUGAACGCUGUGUCUAUCUCGACAUGAUGGACCAUGCAGCUCCAUGGCGCUUGGGGUUGAAUAUUCUUAUCGGGCUGAGAGCCAGGAGGGCUGCCCUUUUCAACCGCCACGUCAACACAAUUUCAUCCUUGUACAUUGUGAUUUUCGACCCAAAAAAAGCCAUCAUCGGAGUUGAUGUGUAUCUUUCUAAUCGCCUGAGAGGUACACAGGCUUCUCCUCGCUUCUAUCACAUGGCUACACCUCCGAUUGUUUUGCCUCAAUUUUUGCUUUCUUGCGCCAUGCCCGCAAUGACUCGACAACUACUUGACGGAACGCAGAACUGCGGGAUAGUUGGGGGAAGUACCGAGUAUUGGGGUCGAUGGAUCUUUUUUUUUCCUGCUACUUUCCGUUAUUUCACGUCAUAAGGAAACGGCCGGUUCUGACUGUCUCCGAGAGGAUUGACUCGUGGCCUUUGUUUUCAGUUGCGAUCGCUUUCCGCUCCAUCCAACGAUGUGGAAUGUGUCUCGCUGAGAGUCACCAGAUAACAUCCAUACAUUCUUUUUAUCGUUCAGAGCACACAACGCGCAAAACACCUUUUGAGUGUCUUUGCCGUAGCCUCACUAGCUAGCUAGAUUUUAGAGGUCCAAAAAUGCAACUUCAGUCACUCCCA